AUGUAUUUCAUUCUUCUUCUCAUUGCUCUCUGCUCCGUAUCUGAAUGUGUUCAGCGUCAGUAUCACUUUAUAAAUGAGAGGAAGACCUGGACUGAAGCUCAGAGAUACUGCAGAGAGAAAUACACAGAUCUGGCCACCGCUGACAACAUGAACGACACGAACGAGCUGAAGAAGAGUGUGAAUGAUAGAAGUGUUCAAGAUGUCUGGAUUGGGCUGCAGAAGACGGGUCGUGAUGAAUGGCAGUGGUCUUCAGGUGAACCUGUGCUCUAUCUGAACUGGGGACAUAAUCAACCAAAUGGUGGUGAAGAAGAAUGUGUUAUGAUGAAGAAUGGACAAUGGCAUGAUGUGAGAUGUAGUGUGUUCCUAACUUUUAUUUGCAGUUCAUCCAAUAACACAAACACAGGACUCGUCUUUAUCAAUCAGAUGAUGAACUGGAGAGACGCUCAGAGUUACUGCAGACAGAAUCACAUUGAUCUGGUCAGUGUGAGAAACCAGAAUGAGAAUCAACAGGUUCAGAAGAUCAUUAGUGAUAAUCAUUUAUCUGGAUCACAAGUCUGGAUCGGUCUGUUCAGAGACUCAUGGCAGUGGUCAGAUCAGAGUGACUCCUCAUUCAGAGACUGGGACACUGGUGAACCUAAUAAUUGGGGAGGUAAUGAAAACUGUACAGUUGUGAAACUGAACACUCAGGGAAAAUGGAACGACAUCUCUUGCACCAGUCAAUAUCCUUUUGUGUGUCAUGAAGAUAAACUGAUUGUGAUCAGAGAGAAUCUGACGUGGUCUGAAGCUCUGAGAUACUGCAGACAGAAUCAUGUGGAUCUGGUCUCGGUUCAUUCAGAAGAGAUUCAGCGUGAGGUGAUGGACGUGGUUAAACAAGCGUCUACUGCGGAGGUGUGGUUAGGAUUACGUCACUCCUGCAUUUUGGGCGUCUGGUUCUGGGUGAGUGGAGACACUGUGUGCUAUCAGAACUGGGCUCCAGGGAACGGUGCAUCAGAGGAGGACUGUGAACACACAGUGAGAUCUGGAGCAGUUCAGUCUGGAGGAGAUCAGCGCUGGAUCAGCCGUCCUGAGACUCACAAACUCAACUUCAUCUGCAGAAAUUAUGGAGAGUGAAGAACAUGUGAAUGGCUGUAUGUUUAUUUCCAUUAUCUUCCUGUUCCCAGCUGUGAAGGUUAAAUACAUGUUUUUCUACAGAUAAUAUGUUAUAUAAAUAGUUCAUGCAGUCUUUCAGUAAUAUAUUACUGAGCUGUGAAGUGUAGAUGGUGUGUAUUUCUCCAGGAGGAUGAUUCAGUGUGAUUCCUGUUGGUGGUGUUUGGUUAAGGGCUUACAGUUAGAACUGCUCUUUUUAAUGCGUUUGCUUUUACAAACUCUUUUAAAAUGUACUUUGUGUUAUUCAGUAACUGCAGAAUUUUGAGACAUUCAUCUGCCAGUUUAAUUUUGUGAGGGUUCAUAAGGGAAUCAUAUUUAUAUCAUUAGAUAAAUUGUUGUACUGUUUUCUUUUAGUUUUAUGAGAAAAUGUGCUCUUAUGAAAGUACAAUGUAAUUUAUUAAUGUGACUGAAGAGUAUAAUAUGAGUUAUAUGUAUUUUGAGAAUUUUUGUAUGAUGGUGUGGCUACUUCUUCCUUAUGUUUAAAGAUUUUAUGUAUAAUAAAUAUACAUUAACUUUGGAAAAUAUGUUUUGACUGAGAUUGUGUGAGCUCUGUGUUUCUCAGCAGAAUAAGUUCAGGUUUAUUCUUAGAAAGUAAGAGGUGAAGGUAGGGUAUACAAUAUCUUGUGUCUUCAUCCAUGAACUCAGGAUCAGAUCUUGAGCUGACAGCUGAUGAUCUCCAUCAUGGUACAAACAAAGCCUAACUGGAUUGGUUUGGUUUUGCCAACUCAAAACUAAUCCCAUAACCAUAAGUUUGUUCAACUCCCAUCGCGGUUAUGGGCCUGGUGUCUGAAAACUCAUCCAAAUCUGUUUUAAUCUUACUUUUAGGGCUGAAUCAAAAACACAAAAAGGUUCUGUUGGUGUCUGAACCCCUGAAUUUUCAAAAAAUAAUAUACAGUCGAUGACUAAAUAGUUCAUGGUUAAGUUCAUAGAUCUGUUGCAGGGUUUGACACAGAAGCACUUUGUUGUUCAUUGACGUCAUGAGCGGGCAGCAACAGAAAACACAAAUGAGGAGAGACAAGAUCAAGUUAACAUUAAACCACAGACCAGGAUGUCAAUAUCUUGUUGAAUGAUUCUUGAAUACUGGUAGCUUUCAUAUAACUCUAAUAGUAUUUUCUGUCCACUUGAUAAGACAUUCAGACCUCUCAGGAACUCAUAUAAAGAGUUUCAUCAGAAAUGGACUUGCUGUAAGGAGCACUGGAACUUCAGCGCCCCUGCAGAUGUAUUGAAGGAGGGUGUGAAAGACUUACCUAGUUGUCUAUCUUGUUCACUUCAACACAAAUAUAUUGAGCUGAAAACAAACCCAAGAUGAUUUCUAUGUAUGGCACCAUUUUGGUCACUUAUGUAAACAAGCCUAUGGAAGGAUAGUCCGGACAAUUUUAAAAAGGAAUUGUAAAUUGUACUUUUCAACUGUUUUCCAUAUGUGGAUGCAAAAUUGUGCCAUCCAAAUUUAAAAAGAAAAAACAGAGUCCAUUUGCAACU
Cyprinus carpio (common carp) is the source of this 2625-nucleotide messenger RNA. Its product is annotated as C-type mannose receptor 2-like. The record is from RefSeq and is a predicted model, not a curated record. The transcript is spliced from 4 exons. The coding region runs from base 1 to 1110 and encodes 369 amino acids. Lineage: Eukaryota; Metazoa; Chordata; Actinopteri; Cypriniformes; Cyprinidae.